AAGCAAGCCGCUGACGCAAAUUGCUAAUAGAAUAUAUAUAUAUAUCGUCUAAUUGCCUAAUUGUACUCUCUUCUCGAAUUCUCUACCAAAACAAAACAAAUCCCAGUUCUUGAUUUAUUGUACUAGUUAUAAUCUACCUUUCUUGCUCCUCCUUCUUCUUCAAUGUCUUCCUAUACCAGAUCACACUCAUCUCAGCAGUCCUAUGCCCCCUCUGCUCCAUCCCUGCCCGAGUCUUAUAACCAGCAGGACCACGCUUACAAUAGUUUCCCUCCUCCUCCAAGUGACGACAGGCGGCGGCAGCAGCAUCAGCCGCCGCCUUCUUAUGCGGCAGGAUAUGGCCAGGGUGAGUACUCAUAUGGGUACUCUGGUUUUCCACCGGGAACACAUCCAGACGUGAUUAGGAGCUUUCAGAUGGUGGAUAGGGACAGAAGCGGAUAUAUCGAUGAGAAUGAGUUGCAACAAGCUCUCUCUUCUGGGUACCAGCGGUUCCAUAUUAGGACUAUUAGGCUUCUUAUGUUUCUCUUCAAGAAUCCAUAUGAUCCUCUGCGAAUUGGGCCUAAAGAGUUUGCCGCUUUAUGGAGUUGUCUUGGUCAAUGGCGAGCAAUAUUUGAGAGAUAUGAUAAAGACAGGAGUGGGAAAAUUGAUUUGUUUGAACUGAGGGAUGCUCUUUAUGGCAUUGGUUAUGCAAUCCCACCUUCUGUUCUUAAAGUUCUGAUUUCCAAGUAUGAUGAUGGAAGUGGCAGAAAGAUUGAACUUAACUUUGACAGUUUUGUUGAAUGCGGCAUGAUCCUUAAGGGGUUGACUGAGAAAUUUAAGCAGAAGGAUUCGCGAUAUACUGGCACAGCAACCUUCAAUUAUGACGAAUUCAUGUCCACGGUCAUUCCUUUUCUUGUAUCAUAUGAUUGAUUAUGAAACUUCUCAUGUUAUGAUCUUUGUUUAGCCUUCUCCCUCUGCCCACUCUCUCUUUUUGCAAGACUUGUAAUGGUUCAAUUAUUUGAUUUUUUUUUUCUCGGUGAACAAAUUGUCCAUUGAGUUGAGUUUAUUUGAGAGAAUAUGAAUACUCUAA
This is a messenger RNA of Hevea brasiliensis (rubber tree), 1066 nucleotides long. RefSeq names its product probable calcium-binding protein CML48. Lineage: Eukaryota; Viridiplantae; Streptophyta; Magnoliopsida; Malpighiales; Euphorbiaceae. Bases 163 to 906 code for a protein of 247 amino acids. The transcript is spliced from 5 exons. The record is from RefSeq and is a predicted model, not a curated record. Gene Ontology annotation, molecular function: calcium ion binding.